UUCAAACUCGACAGUAAACAUUAAAAAUGGCGGUUGAUCCAAAAUCGCAUUCAAGUACCAGCAUAGAAGACUUUGUGUUUGUCAAGCCUAUCAGCAGAGGAGCUUUCGGCAAAGUCUUUCUAGGCUACAGAAAAGACAACCCAGAAAAACAUUAUGCCAUUAAAGUUAUGAAGAAAUGUGAGAUGGUAAACAAGAAUAUGGUCGAUCAAGUACUGGCUGAGCGGGAUGCCAUGGCGGUUACCAAGAGUCCUUUCAUUGUCCAGUUGUUCUACUCACUCCAUUGUCAGCAGAACAUUUUCCUGAUAAUGGAGUAUAUGAUCGGUGGUGAUAUAAAAAGUCUCCUGGUCGUUUAUGGUUUCUUUGAUGAGGAUAUGGCAUUGAUAUAUGCUGCAGAGGUGACCCUGGCACUCCAAUAUCUACACUCCAGGGGCAUCGUUCACAGAGACCUGAAGCCUGACAACAUGUUGAUAUCACCAGAAGGACAUAUAAAGCUGACAGACUUUGGAUUGUCCAAAAUCCAAUUUGAAGUGGGGUCAUAUAAACAACAAGUGGACCCAGGAAAGACUCCUCUGCCCUACAGCAGUCACAGAAUAGAUUGCUUCCGCACGCCCGGUCAGAUCCUCUCCUUCAAAAGUAACCUGGGAUUCAAUAUUCCAUCAGUGAAAAAGCCACAAACCAACAUAGAUCCUGUGGAUACUCCUGCCACAAGACGAAAGCAUUAUUCCAGAAGUCCUCUUGUGGAUGUGAACACAAACUCUCCGAAUACACAUUAUUCCAAACCAAAGUCCCUGAGGGACCGUCUGGUGAGUCAGGCAACCAGGUCACGAUUGUCCUCACCAAGUGUGGCCCUGCCUCCACCAGUGAUGAGCUUGACUCCAACCCUGCAAGACUCACUAAACUGGUCCAAUAGCGGUAGUGAUGGCAGCUCCUUCCAAAUGGAGUCGUCACGUCGGUCCAGACUGUUUACGGAUGAUCAGACACUUGGCACUCACAAUCUCAUGUCAAUGGCAGAGAGCCACAAAGUGUCAAAUUUCAGAAACCUUAAAAUCAGUGAGAUAGAAAGAGAAGGUUCCUGCGGUUGGAGAAACAAACUUGGCAGGAGUCACAGUGAUAGUGUAAUGAGUGAGGACCGGGACAGUAUUUUCGAAAGCAGUAUAAGUAUUGAAAUGUCAAUAACGGACAAGAGUACCGAUUCUGUAUUCUACAAGAAAUGUCAUGACAGCGAGGGGGACUGUUGUGAGGAGGACUGUUGUAACAGCCACCUCAAAGCACCGUCACGACAGGAAAGCAUCAUGGACGAUACACCCCAGAUGCAUAGAUCUAAUGAAUCUGUGUGGAAUUCCUACGCUGCGAGAAAUCUCCGGUCAAUGCGUCAUGGAUCAUACUCUGAGGAUAGCGAUGAAAAUGAGGAACCAAGACAAAGGUGCGCUGAAAAUAGAAAGAAAAGCUCAAAGUCAAGCUGUGAUAAAAGUAGCAUGUAUAGCGAAGAUAGUUCCUCAAAUGUGCGUCUGCUUACAGGGCGAAGUAGAGACAGGCGGGUGUACAGUUAUCACUCGGACGAGGAGAUGGACAAGCUACAAGCUAGUGAAAAAAAGCGUUGUAGCAGUGAAGGGCGAAACAGGAAACGGCACUUUGACCUUGUGGCCAGAAGUCCAUUGAUGAAGAAAGUAUACAGUGGGACUGGUGUCACACAGGAGAUCUGUCUGAUGAAGCUUUAUGGGGAUGAACACCGUAUAAAGAGGAGCAAUUCAGAGAAAUUAAACAGAGAGUUUGGCACCUAUAAUCUGUGUCAGAAACAAUACAACACAGACAAUUACAGAGAUUUUGUGGAUUUAACGUCAGAAAAUCUCAAGUCAGAUGCUUGUGCAAGUUUAUGCAAAGAAAAAAACUUAUCUGAAAGAGUUGCUACAAGAUCUUGUUGUCGAAGACUUUCUGGCAAGCUGCGUUCAGAACAACAGAAACAUGUUCAGAACAGUUCAUCGCAGUGCGCUGUAGAGGAUGACAAUGUAGUGCUAUUGUCUUUAUCAUCGUCUUCCCCGGAUGUCAGCAUGACAAAUUUGGAGGACAAAUGUGAAAUGGCUGACAAUUCAGAGAAAAUUUCGCAAGUUGUGUCUGAUGUAGUGUGUAAUUCUCUAACAGGCAUGGACCAGUCGGACGAACCGAGGUCAUCGCCUAGCAACCAAUCCAGCAAGGAGAUAAACUUAGACCAUGAAUCACUGAGUGAUGAAGAGAGGGAGUUGGACACAUCCAUCAGUGAUCCUGGAGGGUCAAUGGAAGCAGAAAAUAUGUCCCCUACGAAACAAAGUCCUGUGAAAAUGACAAGAUUUCAAAAUCUAAUUCUGCAAACACCUGAUCCAUCUACUUACAGAAAGGAUACCAUCCUAAAGACGCCAGUCAUUCAUCGUCCAUCGAAACCAACACAGUCAUCACUACACGCCCACUUUUCAGCAGCUGUAUGUGAGACACCAGUGGCACAGAUAUCGCGUGUAGCAUUUCCGUCGGCCACCCCUGGGUAUAACAGAACGCCUGCCAGGAACCUGAUGAAAACUCCCUUUAAAACCCCCAAAAGUGUGCGGAGAGGGCAAAAACCCAAUACAGACGACCAGCGUAUACUUGGUACUCCCGAUUAUUUGGCUCCAGAAAUUCUGGGGCAGAAAGCACAUGGACCGGCGGUUGACUGGUGGGCGCUGGGAGUGUGUCUGUUUGAAUUCCUUACUGGGGUGCCACCCUUCAACGAUCAGACUCCAGAGCUUGUAUUUCAAAACAUACUCAACAGAGAUAUUCCAUGGCCCGAGGAUGAGGAAGCCUUGUCGGAGAAUGCCCAGUAUGUGAUUGAUGAGCUUCUUACAAUGGAUCCUGACCUUCGACCCUCAGCCAAAGAUGUGAAGGCUAUGCCGUUAUUUGCUGAGCUGGACUGGAACAAUCUACUGGACAUCACUCCUGCUUUUAUACCACAGCCUGAUGAUGAAGAGGACACCACCUACUUCCAAGCUAAGAACAGUAUGCAGGAGUUACUGGUGUCUGGGGUUGACUUUGGCUUGUGAUUCCCACAUUAUCUAGCUGAACUCUUGGUCAGUCUGCCUUCCAUGAUCUGGAGAUUAUGUGAUAAGAACUAAAAUGUUUUUCUUGAAAGUCUCAAGGAUAUGACAUACAGGAAGCUUUCCAUAUGAGAUGAAAUGCACGGUGACCUUUGUUUCAUCUAAUCAACGAAGCAUGGUGACCUUUGAUUCAGCCAAUCAAUAGAGCAUCAUGGUGACCUUUGAUUCAGCCAAUCAUUAGAGCAUCAUGGUGACCUUUGAUUCAGCCAAUCAAUAGAGCAUCAUGGUGACCUUUGAUUCAGCCAAUCAUUAGAGCAUCAUGGUGACCUUUGAUUCAGCCAAUCAUUAGAGCAUCAUGGUGACCUUUGAUUCAGCCAAUCAAUAGAGCAUCAUGGUGACCUUUGAUUCAGCCAAUCAAUGUAGUAUCCUGGGAAUCAGCAACACUGUCUAUUAUAAUGAAGUUUGUUUGCUGAAGUUAAAGUCCCCAGAAGAAUUUGACUGAAAUUUUAUAUAACAUUUUGCCUUGAAGAAUGUGAUCAGAUUUGACCUAGAUUGGUCGAUGGUGGAUAAAGACGACUGUGAUCGAUGACUACUGGGUUGAUGUACCUAGUAAUUUUUUAUCUGUGAUGUAAUAUCUAUAUAUAUGCUUGCUUCAUAUGUUAUAACGGGUAUUAUGUAUACUAUCUGUUAGAUAGAAUGACUGUAUUUACUGUAUGUAUCCCGUAAUAAGCCCAGGGGCUAACGCAUAACCUCAUGCUAAGUGUCGAGGGAUGGGCUUAUUACAGAACAAUGAAAUUAUGCAUGGUGAUCAUUUUGACUGAACAGCAAUAGAUAUGGGUGGGGUUAUUACUAAUGUGGGAUUUUCUUCAGAUAAAUAUGGUACUGAGCUUCUCAUGUUACCCCCAUAACCCCCACCCCCAACAAACUGCCCUCACCACCUCUCCCCCACGUGCACCCCCUCAAACACAUGAUAUUUGACAUGUUUUUUUUUUGUAUGGUUAUGAUAUGUUCUUAUUUCAUAUACAGAUACAUGAUAUUCAAUUGAUAUCUACAAACCAAAAAUAUUCACAAAGAAGACAUUCUAAAAAUAGUUUAAUAUUUAAAAAAAGGGACAAUUAAUAAUCAAAGUCUUUUUUUUCACAACCACAAAGUAAUUCUUAGAACUGGAGUUUUUCUUUCCUUAAGGGCAUUUUAUGCCCGGAUGUUGACGGGAGUUUUUCUUGGUGUUUCCUAUUGACAAACAAGAACGCUUGUCUGUGUGGUUAUGCUAUAAUUGUAGUGUUUACAGUUAGUUGACCUUGAUUUGUCCUUACUUUUGUAAAUCCUGUUUUGUUUAAAUUCAACUGUGAACACUUUAAUUUCAUAUUUGAUUUUUGUAUUAAGAAUAAUGUAUUUGAUUCCUGAUUAUGAUAUGUAUUUCGUAAAUUCAAAUUCAUGAAAGUUGAAGAAAAAUUGACCACAAUGGAUUUUAGGCAAGAUUAUCUUGAAUAUGAAUUGUGUAAACUUUUGUUAGAAGCAUUGUCGUUACCUACUCCAUUUCAGAUGUCAGUUGUCCUGAUAAUAUCGUCCCUUAAGAAUGACAUUGCCUUGUUUUCCCAGCAAGAACAGGUAUAGGCCGCUUCCCAAGCUAAAAAUGAUGUUUUGAUUUCCCCAAUUAAAAAAAAAACUAAAUUGCAAAGAAGGUAUUACAAUAUUUUGCCAUUUUAAACAGGCACAUGCAGUUUUAAACUUGAGGUAGAAAUUACACAAGCUCAGUAUAUCUAUAUUUAAACAGUUAAUUGGUAACCCUGUCAAAAUUCACAUUUCAUAAACUUUGGUCGAACCUUUUUGACUGCAAUUAACAAGAAUGUGACCCUGUACCAUAACACUGAAUCACAAGCUGUUUAACUUUUCAGUUGAUAAAAUCACCUUAAUUUAUUCUGUAGUGAAAAUUAGGCUUACCUCCUAUGAAGUAUUGUAUAGGAAAAUUAAAGAUAUAACCAGCAUUCUAAGAAUCACUUUAAAUAGAGGAAAAUAUGACAAAAAAAAAAAAAAAUUUAAAAAAUACAUUAACAUAUAUUGUUAUCUUAAUAUUGUAAUUUAUCCAUGUGCUGAACUGAGUUAUGGCAGUUCCAAAUCAGCUGGUUGGCGAAAAUCUGUCUAUAAAGACCACCUGUCUAUAGAGACCAAUUUAGAUGUCUCCCUUGAGCAGUCUUUAUAGACAGGUAUAACAAUGGUACAGGGUACAGAGUGACGACCUUCUAUAUGUACUUAUUAAAGCUCACUUAGAAAUAUUUGUUGGUGCUUGGAUAUCAGAACUCAUUAUAAUUCCAUUUUUGUGAUAUUUUAUAUUUAAGAAUACAUUAUAUACCUAUUUGUAAAAUUGAUUACCAUAAAUGUACUUAUAUUAGCACACUCAUAAAAAUUAUACAUAUCUUGUAUUAGGGCUUUGUGGAAUUUCAUAAAUUGGCAUUUUUCACAUUAAUCCCAGGUGUAUGAUAUAGAAAAUAUUUACACUGGUUGCAAAGCUUCAAUAAAAGUAAAAUGAUGGUUUAUCGUAACUUUCAAUAUUGCUAAAAUAAGAUUACCCCUAAAAUAAGUUAACCACUAUUAAGAUAAGAUUACUGCUAAGGUAAGAAUACCACUAAGAUAAAUUACCACUAAGAUAAGAUUACUGGUAAGAUAAGAUUACUGGUAAGAUAAAAUUACCACUAAGAUAAGAUUACUGGUAAGAUAAAAUUACCACUAAGAUAAGUUAACUGCUAAGAUAAGAUUACCACUGAAAUAAGAUAACCACUAAAAUAAGAUAACUACUAAAAUAAGAUUACCGCUAAAAUAAGAUUACCACUGAAAUAAGAUUACCACUGAACUAAGAUUACCACUAAAAUAAGAUUACCACUGAAAUAAGAUUAUCGCUUAAAUAAGAUUACCACUGAAGUAAAAUUAUCGCUAAGAUAAGAAUACUGCUAAAAUAUGUACAUUUACAGUAAUCUUUCAGCUGGGCUAUAGGCUACUUUAAUUUAUAAAGAUGCUAGUCAGUUUGCUUCAUAUUGCAAAUCUAAUUUAUAUGUAUUCCAAUUUCACAUGUAUACAGUAUUUUAUGUCAUAGUCCUGUGGGUUACUAUAUAUUGUUAUUUCUGCCACAAUUGGUCUUGUUUAUCAACUCUCCAACAGGACACAGGGGAUUGAUAACUUUAAUUUAUGUGGUUGUGAUUACACCUUUUUACAUUGAUACUUAAAAAUUUACCAGGAUGUAUUUUACUUUAUGAAUAUUCAGAAUUGAUAAAAGUCAUUAAGUGAAAAAAAGUACAUGUAUUAUAAAAUAAAAUUUGAAUACCUGUAUAUAGCUGUAAGCAAAGCUAUAUAAUUGCAUUUUUAGCAAGCUUAUCUUAUCUCACAAAAUUCUAUUUGCUUGAAUUGUUGUUUGUAACACAACCAUAUAAAUCUCUCAUUAUUGUGAGAGAAAUUGUGGUAAAAAGAAGGUCCACAUCUUGUGACAAUUGUGUGUCAUAUUUGACAAAGUUAUUAAAAGUUCACUGAAUUAUACAAAAUUAUGCUUCAGAAAAUAAGCACGAGUUCAAACUAUCCAAGUCGAUAAAGCCAAAUUUGGCAAAGAGUAAAUCAAGACGUUAACAUAUAUCUGGAACUGUUUAUGAUAUGCAACAGUCACUUUUUAUUGGACCCUAAUGAUAUAUAUGGGAGUACAUUUGUAUUUUCUUCGUGAUUAUUAUUCUAUAUGUAUUUAUUCAGAAGAAAAUGGUGAUUUCUAUAACAGAUCAAUGAUUUUGGUUAAGUUAUUCCAUGAUUACAUAACAAAAGAAGCAGGAAAAUGUAUCUCAAUAUUUGAUAUACAGCUAACUGUUUUUGAUGAAUGAUUAGGUAAGCCUGUAUUUUACUACAAGUGAAGCUAUCUUUACUUAAAACUCCUCAGUAUUCAGAGAGAAUACUUGUACAAUGACUUUAUUUGUCACAGGACAGGAGCACCUGAUCAAAUCAUCAUUUAUUAUGCUCAAGGAUCUUUUCAGGUGGAGCAUGGAUGCUAUGCUGUUGAAAUAAGAGUUUUUUCCACUUUUUAAUUUGAACUUAAUAUCUUAUCAUAGUCUUCAAGGAAUUUUUAAACAGACUUUGCAUUUACUUGGUAACUCCAAGUGAAUUUUCUGAGCUGGUAGCUUUCAGUCUCCACAAGCUGAAUCCUUAUUACCCACUAAAGGAAUCAGAGAUUGGAUACAAUAUUUGUUCUUGUUAAUUUUCUAAUUGAAAUCCAUGUUAAUGAUCGAGUUGUCCGACAUUAUCAUAACUUGAAACUUGAGAGCACUUCAGAGUUUUAAGAAGGAAAUGGAUAAAAGAAUAAAUUAUUUCACCUCCUUGGGGUUGAGACAGGUGGGUUGCAGUCAGAGGGGAAAGAUUCCGUAGUUGCCAAACACAAGACUUGCCAAGUAUUUGGCAGCUUAAGAAUCUUAUACUGAGGGUUGAGAUCCCCUCCCCCCGUCUCAAUCCGCAAUGUAUGUACCUGGCGAUACUGAUGUUAUAUAUCAAUGCAAGACAUUGUGGACAUAUCACAUCAUUGGUAUUGUUGAUGUCAUGUCAUGUAGUUGUCGAUGACGUCAUGGUAUUGUUUCCAUGACAUCAGUUGAUGUGAGUCUGGUAUCCCCCCGUCUCGCCCCUUGGGCGAGAUGAAGAAUUGUCGGUGUGAUCCUGAUUUUGUUCGGGAGGAGAUAACUCUUAUCUCACACAGCUUAGGAAAAGACAGUCGAUACCAUACUCAGUGCUGCAGGAAUUAUGUUUAGAUAUGAUGUCAUCAUAUUGUGUUGUUCCUGUGAAUUUGUACCAUUGCUGUGAAAAGGGAAUUAUCCAAUCUCAACUCUAGGGUUUAUGAUCUUUGGAUGACAACAUAGAGAGAUGUUUAUUAAAAAAUGGAGUUAAUUCAUUUAGAAGUUUGAGAAAUAGUCAAACAAAUAUAUGGGAGUAUUCUGUGGACACGGUUUUUAACCUUGCAUUAUAAGGGUUUGGCUGGCAACAUGCAGCAAGCCUGGAGCAGACCAGCUGAACUCUUCCACUAGGUUUGAAUUAUCCCUCGAACAGACCCAUGUAUCAUUCUAUUCAUUUAGAAGUUUGAGAAAUAGUCAAACACAUAUAUGUGAAUAUUCUGCAGGCAGGGUUUUUAACCUUGCAUUAUAAGGGUUUGGCUGGCAACAAGCAGCAAGCCUGGAGCAGACCAGCUAAACUCUUCCACUAGGUUUGAAUUAUCCCUCGAACAGACCCCAUGUAUGAUUCUAUUAUUCUCUUACCCUGGACAGGGAUAUCCGCAGUUUUACCGGGGUGAGAUUUUCUUAUCUCGCCUUAGGGAAAAGACAAGCUACACAUGCUCUUUUCACACUCUCAGCAAUUGUAUUUUGUCACUUCAACAAAACCAUGACGUCAUGGCAACAGUACAAUGACGUCACACCGGCAAUUCAAUCACAUCAUGUCAAUAUUCCCUUGCAUUGAUAGUAACGUCAAUAUUAGAUACAUAGAGGGUAAACAGGGUAAGAAAAAAUAAUCAUUCACCACCAGGAAAGUGAGACGGGGAAAUCUCAACUCUUGGAGUAAGGUAAGUUGAGAUUUCCCUGUCUCGUCCCCAAGGGGUGAAAUAUUCUUUUAAUCUCACACCAAUAAAAGUUUGAAAACACCUAUCCAGCACCACUUACCAGUAAUGUAGUGAUUCUUACCAGACUGUAGCACAGUAUGUCUCUUAUAUACUGUACGCAAGAUGUUGGUUUUUGUGUUGCCAUGGUAAUUCCUGACUGAAAAUGUUUUGGAAUCAGACAAUUAGCUAGCCCGCGUUUCCUCUGGCCUCGACACCAUGUCUGGUGUAGGGCCAGAGCGCACUACUAUAUGAAAACAUGGAAUUCUCCAACACCGUUUGGUGUCGCAAAGAUUUUGGUGCAAAUACAAUAAAAUCGGGUGUGACAUAACACCUACCUUACAUGUAUGGAUAAAUAAGAUAUUUAUUUACCCCGGUACACCCAUUUUGUCCUAUCUAGGUGUUUUAUUCCGUCCAUAUAGACCCUCGCUUUACGCUAGACAUGGUGUCAAGGCCAUAGGAAACUCGGGCUAAAUUAGCAAAGACAAAUGUUUUGGUCAUCUAGAAAAUUUAAAUCAAUAUAACUAUGUCACUGAAAGAAAAAUUGCGAAUGCAAAAAUGUAUAACUUACAGUUAGAUAAUGAAUAAGUUAGCCGAGGAAUUAUGAUUUUUGGAUAGUUGGGUGUUGUUUACCGGAUGUAUCAUGUGUGCACCGAGUAAUGGAUAUUGUUUUAAAUCCCCAGGUACCUGUUGAAUUUUAUACAAAAUUUUGAUAUUGAGUUCUAUCAAUAUUUUGAAACUGUGUGAGAUAUUUAUGAACUGUUAUGAUAUGGAUACCAAAACCAUUCAAAUGAUUUACCAAAUCAAGAUUGAAAAUCUGACAAUAAAUUUUUAAUGAAUGAGAAAAA
Molecule: messenger RNA, 9488 nt
Organism: Pecten maximus
Lineage: Eukaryota; Metazoa; Mollusca; Bivalvia; Pectinida; Pectinidae
Product: serine/threonine-protein kinase greatwall-like
Exons: 13
Coding region: 27-3044 (1005 amino acids)
Biological process (GO): intracellular signal transduction; peptidyl-serine phosphorylation
Cellular component (GO): nucleus
Molecular function (GO): ATP binding; protein serine/threonine kinase activity
Source: RefSeq, a predicted model, not a curated record